AUGGCCCUCAUCGUCCAAGCAUUUACAUUCCUCCACCAAUACAUUUACACCCGCCUCCACCCGACACCGAGCAAAUCCCCCGAAGCGCUGAAAGUGGGAGUAAUCUCCUCAGCGCAAAUUAACGCUGCUGCACUAAUCCACCCUGCCGAAUCGCACCCCUCCGUAAUCCUCUACGCAAUCGCCUCGCGUGACAUCUCCACAGCUCAAAAAGCCAAAGAGCAAUACAAAUUCACCAAAGCCUACGGCUCCUACGAAGAUCUGCUCGACGAUCCCGAGAUUGACUUUGUAUAUAUUUCCACGCCCAACGGAUUGCAUUAUGAGUGGGCGGCCAAGUCGUUGAAGGCGGGGAAACAUGUGCUUUGCGAGAAGCCGUUUACGUCUAAUGCGGCAGAGGCGAAAGAGUUAAUGGAGUUGGCGAAGGAUAGGGGGUUGGUUCUUGAGGAGGCUUUCCAUUGGCAAUUCCAUCCUGCAGCGCAUGCGUGGCGCCAGUUGUUGGAUUCGAAGAAGUACGGGAACAUUCUCCGGACUAAUGCGGUUAUGACUGCUAGUCCUGCUGUUCCGGGUAGUGAUAUCCGGUGGAAGUUCGACCUGGGGGGCGGGUCAUUGAUGGACAUGACAUACGCUCUCUCCUUUACUCGCUAUGCGCUUCACGCGUCAACACCCAAGCAAAUCGUCUCCGUCAGCGUGCGUCCCUCAAGAGGCGAUCCUCGCGUCGACGAAGCAAUGUACGCACAUCUCGACUUCGAAGCGCCAAACGGCGGCGACGUCCACAGUCGAAUUUAUACAGACAUGGCGCGCCACAAGUUCGGCUAUGUAAUCCCUCGCUUCUGGGAACUACCCUCCAUUGAAGUCGAGACUGAGAAAGCAAUCAUCCUCUUCUACAACGCGAUGAUGCCGCACUUAUACCACUACAUCUCUAUCGUGGAAAAGACGACUGGCGAGACAAAGACCCUCAAGCAGUACUCCGGUGGACCGCUUUGGGGAAAGGUGACUACGAGUACUGGGGAGAAAGGUGGUAAUCAUUACUGGAGUACGUAUCGGUGGCAGUUGGAGGCAUUUGUGGAUGCAGUUAAGGGGAAGACGCCGACUUUUUGGGUCGCGAAUCAAGAUAGCGUUUGGCAGAUGGAGAGUAUUGAUUCUAUGUAUCGGGCGGCUGGGUUGCCGGUUAGGCCGGGUAAAGAAGUGAGUAAGAAGGGUAAAUAG
Molecule: messenger RNA, 1203 nt
Organism: Aspergillus chevalieri
Lineage: Eukaryota; Fungi; Ascomycota; Eurotiomycetes; Eurotiales; Aspergillaceae
Product: Gfo/Idh/MocA family protein
Exons: 4
Coding region: 1-1203 (400 amino acids)
Molecular function (GO): nucleotide binding
Source: RefSeq, a predicted model, not a curated record